AUGAUGGAUCUCAGAUCUGAGGAGGAAGUUCCCAACUUCAGCGACUUCAAGCGUUUAAAACCAGUGGAGGUUGAGGGCGUCCCUUUGGCCAGCAAUACAGCAGAGAAUUGGGGUCUCUUGUGGGCCUUUGCAGCCCGGCCAGACGAUCUUCUCAUCUGCACUUAUCCCAAAGCAGGGACAACCUGGAUCCAGGAAAUUGUGGACAUGCUCCAGCAGGGAGGGGACCCCCAGAAAUGCGCUCGGGCCCCAACAGACAAGCGUAUGCCCUUCUUGGAUCUGUUUCUUCCCAAACCCAUGAAUUCAGGCCUGGAAGACGCAGAGGUGUUGCCUUCUCCACGCACACUCAAGACUCACCUCCCCGUUCAGCUCUUGCCACCUUCCUUCUGGGAACAGAAAUUUAUGUGGGGGUCUUGGUCUGACCAUGUCCGUGGUUGGUGGGAAGCCAAGGACCAGCAUCCAAUUCUGUACCUCUUUUAUGAAGAUAUAAAGGAGGACCCAGCCCGGGAAAUCCGCAAAGUAGCCCAAUUCCUUGGUAUAGAGCUCACAGAACCAGUUCUGAAACAGAUUGUGCAGCACACAACAUUUGAGAACAUGAAAGCCAAUCCGAUGGCUAAUUACAGCAGUAUCCCUUCUUGCAUUAUGGACCACGCUGUGUCGCCUUUCAUGAGAAAAGGCGCUGUAGGAAACUGGAAGGAACAAUUUACUGUGGCUCAGAGUGAACGGCUGGAUGAAAUCUGUGCUCGGGAACUGGGGGGCAGUGGCGGCCUGACCUUCCGCACACAGCUGUAAGCCCACCUUUCUUUGUGUCACUCAGUGAAACUUAUGCCAAAAUGUGCCUGGAUUGCUCAUGUUGCCUGUGCUAAAUAAAAUAAACCACAAGCUAAGU
Molecule: messenger RNA, 886 nt
Organism: Gekko japonicus
Lineage: Eukaryota; Metazoa; Chordata; Lepidosauria; Squamata; Gekkonidae
Product: sulfotransferase 1C1-like
Exons: 6
Coding region: 1-789 (262 amino acids)
Biological process (GO): sulfation
Cellular component (GO): cytoplasm
Molecular function (GO): sulfotransferase activity
Source: RefSeq, a predicted model, not a curated record